Messenger RNA from Aricia agestis (brown argus), 1665 nucleotides. Its product is annotated as juvenile hormone esterase-like. The record is from RefSeq and is a predicted model, not a curated record. The coding region runs from base 1 to 1635 and encodes 544 amino acids. Lineage: Eukaryota; Metazoa; Arthropoda; Insecta; Lepidoptera; Lycaenidae. The transcript has 3 exons.
AUGGUGCAGGUUAAAGUACAUGAGGGUAUCUUGGAGGGAGAAGUGGUGGAGAAUGAGUACGGGAAACCCUUUUGUAGCUUCAAGGGCAUACGGUAUGCUCAGCCACCUGUGGGAGACUUGAGGUUUAAGGCACCGCAACCAGCUAAACCUUGGCAGGGCGUGCGCAGCGCUAAAGAGCACGGACCCGACUGCUACCACUAUGACGCGUUCACGUUCCCACUCCCGCCGCCGCAGGGUAGCGAGGACUGCCUGUACCUCAACGUGUACACCCCGACAGUAUCCCCAGCCAAACCCCUACCAGUCAUGGUGUGGAUCCACGGGGGAGGAUUCAUCAGCGGAAGCGGAAGCGACAUGCUCUACGGCCCAGAAUUUGUCGUCAGGAAAGACGUGAUUUUAGUGACCCUCAACUAUAGGCUAGAAGUUCUUGGAUUCCUCUGUCUCGAUACAGAGGAUAUACCCGGCAACGCGGGCAUGAAGGACCAAGUCGCCGCACUGCGCUGGAUCAAAAAGAAUAUUAAAAGCUUCGGCGGGGAUCCAAACAACAUAACCAUAUUCGGGGAGAGCGCAGGAGGCGUCAGCGUCUCCUUCCACUUGAUAUCGCCGAUGAGCAAAGGUCUCUUCAAUAAAGCGAUCAUGCAGAGCGGAACCGUAGCCUGCUGGUGGCCGAACACGUUCCGACCGAGGGACCGAGCGCUGCAGCUGGCGAAACAACUGGGAUGCGAAUCAUCCGACGACAAAGAAAUAUAUGAGUUUUUCAAGAAACAGCCUGUAGAGGACCUCAUCAAGAAACGAAUGCCUAUAACCUUUGCCGAAACAGAGAAAGAGGCAGGCGCCUACGUGUACCUCGGUGUCGUUUCAGAGAAGAAGUUUGGCGAUAACGAAACAUUCAUAGAAGGUGACGUGUACGACCUCCUGAGGAGGGGAAUCCACGAGGGCGUGACCGUCAUCAACGGCUACAACGAGGACGAGGGCGCGUUCUGGUUCCAGACCGGCAGCGACUUCGACAAAAUAUUCCACCAGGCCAACAAAUACUUGGAAUACUUCGUCCCCGAGCCGCUCACUAUAAACUGCCCGAUAAAGACGCAGCUGGAGAUCGGCAAAAAAUUCAAGGAAUUUUAUAUGAAAGGUAAACCCGUUUCGAGGGAGACUUUGGAUAUGGUAAUCAAAUUCUUCGGCAUGGAGGUCUUCGCUUACGGGGCGGUGUUAUGGCAGAAAAUUUGCGCAAAACGGAACAGGAAUAAAUUGUAUAUGUAUAAGUUUACUUGCGUCUCCGAGAGGAACUGUUUUAAAUAUGCAUCGGGCACGGGCGAGCUAUUUGGAUACAGGACCAUCGUGUCGCACUCCGACGAAUUGGGCUACUUAUUCCCAAUGAAGGUGGUGCCCAAUAAGGUUGAAAGAGACUCGGAAAUUUUCCAAAUGGUAGAACAGUUCACGACGCUUUGGACUAACUUCGCCAAGUUCAGUGACCCUACUCCAGACGACAGUCUCCAGGUCAGAUGGAAGCCGUACACCCUGGACGACCAGGCUUAUCUGGACAUUGGGGAGAAACUCGUCCUGAAGUCACACAUCGACAAAGAGGAGGUGGAAUUUUGGGAGAACAUCUUCAGAGAAUACUACCCUCAUGUAGCCCCGUGAAACGGUGGACUUGAUAGUACAACAAAAAUA